UUACCAAAUCUCCCGAUGAGCCCACUGCUGCUUCUCUGGCUUUGCUGUGUCCAUUUCACAAACCAAGAAAUCUGCAGCUCCCCAGGUAACCUCUCUGCUCCUCAGCUACUUCUAGACAAGACAUCCUCUGAGGAAGGAGUCAGCUUGGUCCUGAAGUGCAAAGUACCUGCCCUCUCUCCUUUUUCACGUGUUAUUUUCUGCAAAGAUGGGAAGGAUCUUGGAAGCUGGCCAAUGCAGGAAACCAAAUUUGCCUACAGCUAUCGAGUGAGUGUGAACAACACAGGGAGAUUUACCUGUCUGUAUCAGCACAAGGAUGAUCAGAAUCAGGAAAAGAAUUCACUUCUAAGUGACUCCCAGAACCUGGAUGUGACAGAUGCAACGCCUACUUCCAACAGAAAUGUAUCUGGAGUUCAGCCACUUUCCAAUGAAAUCUCCUGUCAUUUAAUACUAGGAAUCACCAUUCCUUCUCUCCUGGUCCUAGUGGUGGUGAGUUCCCUUUUGGCCAGGAAAGGUGCGUCUCCCACUAGAUCUUCCCAGGAAAAGGCACCACGAGAUGACAAAGAUAUUUCUGGAUCAUAUGAAAGUUUAAAAGCCGCCACCAUAGAAGAUGCACUUUACUCCACACUUCCUCUGCAGCACCUGACUAAGCACCUUAUUUGUGGCUCAGUGGAGCUGGGCACCAGGGUGUCGGUGGCAGCGCUGAGAUGCCCCUCACAGCCCAUCGUGGCAUCUGCUCUCACCGUCCUCUUCCUCG
Messenger RNA from Pelodiscus sinensis (Chinese soft-shelled turtle), 754 nucleotides. The record is from RefSeq and is a predicted model, not a curated record. Lineage: Eukaryota; Metazoa; Chordata; Testudines; Trionychidae.